AUGAUUGCUUUUCUCAGAGUUGCUGAUGCCGCUGAAGACGAUGAUCCAGAGCUUAAAGUCUGGAUUAAGCAAGUCCGGGAUGUUGCUUACGAAACUGAAGACAUUAUUGAUGGUUUCAUGCUCCAACUCCACCGAAAAAAUGACUGUUGUUGUAGUGGAGUUUGUGAUUUUCUCGGGAAAUUAUUUUGCUCUGUACGAAAUCUGAAAACCCGAUAUGAAACCGCUGCUGAAAUCCAAAGCAUUAAAUCAAGAAUGACGGAGAUCGCGGAGGGACAUAGGAGAUAUCGUUACAAGUUCAAUGUUGCAGAGGAAGGAUCAGCUUCAGGUUUUGGCAGUAACCACGGGAUCGAUCCUCGAGUUGACGCACUUCUGUUGGAAGAAACCAAGCUUGUGGGGAUUGAAAACCCGAAAAAACAGAUAAUCCCAUGGCUUGUGGAGGGGGAAUCACGGCUUAAGGUGGUUUCGGUGGUGGGGAUGGGAGGUUUGGGGAAAACCACUCUGGUUAAGAAGGUGUAUGAUGAUUCUGUUGUGAAGAAACAUUUCCAAAACCAUGCGUGGAUUACAGUUUCUCAGUCAUUCGAGGUGGAGGAGCUCUUGAAAGACUUGAUUCAGCAAUUGUUUCAUCAGAUGAAGCAAUCUCCACCAGAAAAUUUGAGUACCAUGAAUGUUAAUAGGCUCAAAGGGAUAAUCAAAGAGUUCUUGCGGGAAAGAAGGUACUUGCUUGUAUUUGAUGAUGUUUGGAGCAUUCAAUCAUGGGAAUAUAUCAAAUACAUGUUACCUAAUGAGAAUUGUGGCAGUCGAGUAAUCUUGACAACGCGGCUCAUUGAUGUAGCUUCAUCUUGCAGCAAAGAAACUGAUGGCCAUGUGUAUGAAUUGAAUCCUUUGUCUGAAAAGGACUCCUGGACUCUAUUUUCCCAGAAGACAUUUAUGGGGAACCCCUGCCCUACACACUUGAUUGAAAUUUGCAAUAACAUCUUAAAAAGAUGUGGAGGGUUGCCACUUGCUAUUGUAGCAAUUAGUGGGGUAUUGUCUACUAAGAAGGAGACGAGCAUUGAUGAAUGGAAAUUGUUGAAUUGGAGCCUUGGUUCCGAAUUGGAAGGAAAUGAUGUACUCGAGAGCAUGAGAAUCAUUUUGUUGCUCAGUUUCAACAAUUUGCCAUACUAUCUCAAACCAUGUUUUUUGUACUUGAGCAGUUAUCCAGAGGAUCAUCAGAUCGAACACAAUACGCUAAUUAGACAGUGGAUAGGAGAAGGUUUUGUGAAAUGCAAAGAGGGAAAGACAAUAGAAGAAGUCGCACAAGGAUACAUCAACGAGCUUGUCAACAGAAGUUUGCUAUUUCCUGUGAAGACUAAUGAUGAUGGAAGCGUCAAAGUGAGCUGUAUCCAUGACUUUUACCGCGAGAUUAUUCUUUUGAAAUCAAGAGAUCAGAAUUUUUUGACCACCAACAAUGAGCAAAACAUGAUUUGGCCUAGAAGAGUUCGACGCCUCUCAGUCCAUGGAACUUUGAGAAAUACAGAAAUCGAAAGGUAUGGCACGAGACUCUGCUCGUUUCUUUCAUUUCGUGUGGAAGAUCACAAAUCCAUUUUGAGCAUUCUCCAGUUGCUUAAAAGCUGUAAAAUUCUGAAAGUUUUAGAUUUGAGAGGAGUUCCUCUGGAAAAUUUCCCGGAGGCUAUACUCUACAUGUUUCAUUUAAGGUAUCUAAGCUUGAGAAACACCAUGAUCAAAAGGCUUCCAAGAUCUAUUAAGAAGCUCCAAAAGCUAGAGAUAUUGGAUCUUAAGGAGACAUUCAUAAAUGAGUUGCCAAUUGAGAUUCUAGAGCUCCAAUAUCUUCGCCAUCUUUUAGUAUAUCGGCAUGUACCAGGCUCAUAUCUACCUUAUGAUUAUGUACAUGGUUUCAAAAUACUCAAAGGAAUGGGUAGUUUGAAAUUCUUGCAGAAACUUGGCGUUAUUGAUGCAUAUCCAGGAAGCGUAGCACUGAAAGAAUUAGCGAUGAUGACUGAACUGAGGAGAGUUAGCAUUACAAAGUUGAGAACUGAAGAUGGAGUAGCUCUAUGUUUGUGCAUUGAGAAGCUUCAAAAUCUGUGCUCAUUAGGUCUAAGAUCAGUAGAGGGAGAUGUCCUUGAUCUUAGUCACCUGUCUUCUCCUCCUCUCUCCCUUCAACGGCUAUAUUUGACAGGGCGAUUAGCAAAAUUUCCACAUUGGAUACAAUCUCUUCAAAGCCUGGUUAAGGUAUACUUCAGAUGGAGUCAAUUAAGGGAUGAUCCACUAGAAUAUCUCCAAGAUUUACCUAAUCUUGUCCACCUCGAAUUUCUUGCAACUUAUGUGGGAGAGAAACUGUCUUUUAAGGCUGGAAAGUUUCAGAAGCUGAAAUUACUAGGGCUUGACAAAUUAGAACCCUUAAGAUGGGUGAUAAUUGAAGAGGGUGCCAUGCCUUGUUUGGAGAAACUGAUCAUUCAGCGAUGUAACUCAUUGAAGGGUGUACCUGAUGGAAUAGAACGUCUCUCUAACAUGAAAGUUCUUGAAUUUUUCGACAUGCCUGAUGAAUUUGUCGCACCACUUUCUUUAGAAAAACAUGGUGGGGAGUACUGGAAAAUUGCACAUAUUCCUCAAGUGUAUCAUACAUACUGGAGGAAUGGGUGCUGGGAAGUAUAUCCAUUAGAUGGAAAGCAGACAAAUGAGCAAUCUGGACAACCUAAAAAUGCCAUUGUUAGGACACAGGAACAAAGGAACUGGUUGUAA
Molecule: messenger RNA, 2739 nt
Organism: Fraxinus pennsylvanica
Lineage: Eukaryota; Viridiplantae; Streptophyta; Magnoliopsida; Lamiales; Oleaceae
Source: the annotation of a GenBank genome assembly